AUGGAUUGCAGCCAAAAAACAGCAUACUAUGGAGCAUUUGCGGGACCUUUUGAAUUGCACAAGAGCGGGCUAAUUCUUUCCGGCCCGGAGAAUCAAGCUAUCCGAUUUUUGAUACGCAUAUCUAGGGUUAGAUUCACCGCGAUCAAUGAGUCAGGUGUGCCCUUUCUGGCUGAGUUGUUGACACUGGCGAAGUCUCACCGGAGCAUUCGGAAUGCUCUACUGGCACUAGCUGACCGUCUACGAACAACGGCAUAUUCAUCGACCGCAUUGGAUACAAUUAAUAGCCAAACGUCCCAGCCUGAGCUGUGGUCUCCAAAGACAACUGCCCUUAGGUCAUACCAAGAUGCACUGAUUGGGCUUCAGGAAAACAUAGCUCGUCUGCACAUUGCAGAAGCCAGCCACGAUGUUGCUCUCGAGGCUUUGGGCUCAGUGCUCCUGUUGACCAUCGCUGGAUUUCCAAGACAUAUACGGGCCGAAGGAGCCUAUGAUUGGGCUCUUCAUGUGACUGGCAUGAUAUCAUUAAUUGAAUCUCUGGAUACGGGUGUUACAGAUGGCACUGGUCUAGGCCGACUGGUCAAGGAAAUGGCCGCGCAUCUGGAUAUUGCCGUGUUUUCCCUCGGUCGUCCUGGAAAGAGUAGACGAGCCUGGCUGCAGUGGGAGAUUUAUCCUCCUGGCACGCGCUGUCAGUCAGACUUCUCUUCUCUGGAGAUUAUAGCGGGAUAUCCAAAAUCUCUGUCGACCAUUAUAGCCGCCAUGUCGGCUGUAUUAGAGGAUAUGCAUUUGCCUUCGUGCGAAGAUUCCUUGCAAGACAUUGUCAGAAAGCUAUAUGACACGACUUUGAUAGGCCAGGGGACCGGAUCGUCGGUGCCUGGCCCCAUCGCCACCCCGACAGAUGAUACCCAUAGGCAAAUGCUGAAUAUGUUAGAGAUCGUGCUGGUCUUGUGGCAGCCACCAGACCUUCCCACUAGAAUUUCCAUGCCCGUUGCUCUUUCCCUGACAAGCGCAUGGGAGAUCAUGAGAAAGGCAGCGCUUCUCUACCUAUGGAGAGGAGGAUUCUGCAACAGCGUCUUCGCGCCGAUAUUUUCUGAUCGGGAGGACGUUACCGCAAGGUUUAUACGGGAAAUGCUCUUGGGUUUCCGAGCUCUGCUCAACCUUGUGGAUGAACAGCGUAUCACAAUAAUGAAUGUUAUGACGUGGCCUCUGCUCGUCGUCGCGAAUGAGUGCGGCAAUAAUCCUGAUCUUCAGGGCGAAAUACUGUCCCUGAUGCAGAAGACGCGACAGUGCUUUGGCAUAGAGCAUCUAGCGCAUUUGUCAACGCUGCUACAGGAACUAUGGCGGAGAUACGAGUCGUACAGUCACAGUCCUGGCAUGUCGAGCUCUUCGAGCAACCACCUCCAUCUUGACAAGCUGAGCAGAGAGUUUGAGCUUUGUUUACCAUUGCUGUAG
Messenger RNA from Penicillium nucicola, 1446 nucleotides. RefSeq lists its product as uncharacterized. Bases 1 to 1446 code for a protein of 481 amino acids. The record is from RefSeq and is a predicted model, not a curated record. The transcript is spliced from 2 exons. Lineage: Eukaryota; Fungi; Ascomycota; Eurotiomycetes; Eurotiales; Aspergillaceae.